AUGUACCGACGUCGGCCGGGUUUCUUACCCAGGAGCCCGUUUCAACCGCUCGCCAAUACUUUCAUCAAUAGUCGACGCUUUUUCGGAUCCAAAUUCCGCAUGUAUCAUUCUCGGAAUGGCUUGAGACCUGUUAGAGCGGGUAGUAUAUUGUGGCGGUACUUCAAUGCUCCGGGAAAUGUGGUGUUCGUUACGACGAAUGUAGUUACGCUGGUGGGAAUCGCUUCUUACUCUACAUUGCAAUCCAUGUCGCGGGAAAAAAUGAUGCAGGAAUAUCUUGAUGCAGGACGGAAGGAAAGUUGGGAUUUGGAAUCUUCCGCUGAGCCAUGUUUGUCUGGUUAUUCCAGUGGCCCAAUGCGUCGCUACGAGGCAGAUUGGAUAGAACUCGAAAAAAAUAGACCUCCGGUAAGUUGGCAAAUGCAACAUGCCAAAAUGUCUUUAUUCCACAUGCUUUACUCCUACUAUGUUUGUUUGGAGGCUAGCCAUGAGGGGUGCUAUGGUGGGGGCGAGCAAUGGGGGUCGGAAACGCGGCAACUGCGGCUUGGGCUAAUUGAAGAGGGGUUAUCCGGGUCUAACAACACUAAAAGUUGGUCCCCGCAGGAGUUUUAUGGUCUCUGGCGCCACGAAUUCCAGGAGAUGUACAUUACUUUGAGCCGAUCACAGCAGUUUCACAUGCCGAACUGGACGGAGUAUCCGGCGAUUCUUCAAAUAAUGUGUCAAAAUUUGUACGACAAUGAACUUCGAACAAUGUCUGACUUUGUGCGCUUCUACAACAGUGUGCACCCGAGUGGUGUGCAAGCUCUGCUUCGUGCUUGGCUCUACGACAACUUCCAACUUUUCAAGAACUCUCCGGAAGAGGACCUUGAGAUGUUUUAUAGAUCCUUGAUUCAAUCCUGCAUAGAUGAUAAAUUGGGGCUUGCGCGCUACACUUCAAUAGUAACGAAUGCAGACAAUCCACGGCGCAGGGUCUUCUUCAAUCGCUGUGGUGAUGAUCUCGCGUCGGUGUCUUUGGAAACGAUUGUGGAUGUGCUAAAAGGUAACCUACAUGUUGUCGAAAAUACAAAAAGUAACGACUCAAUUAUGCGACUAGUCUCACUUAUUAAAAACAAUUGCAUCGCCACUAGAAGCUCUUCUGGAGGUCGCGAAGUCCGGAUUAUACUACCACAAGCGGGCGAACAAGGUAUUUUUUUCAAAGGUCCUUCCGGAAUAUCGCAAGACAAAACUGAAUGUUACAGGCUUGUAAGCCAAAAUCCGGAGAUCAUAAAAGUUUUGGGGGCCAUAGCCAAGUUGCCGACGUGA
Messenger RNA from Lachancea dasiensis, 1296 nucleotides. The record is from the annotation of a GenBank genome assembly. NCBI's taxonomy places the organism in Eukaryota, Fungi, Ascomycota, Saccharomycetes, Saccharomycetales, Saccharomycetaceae.